Molecule: messenger RNA, 1734 nt
Organism: Penicillium olsonii
Lineage: Eukaryota; Fungi; Ascomycota; Eurotiomycetes; Eurotiales; Aspergillaceae
Source: the annotation of a GenBank genome assembly
AUGUCGGUGUCCGGCCUUUGUAUUGCGUUUUUGGCCCUACAGGGACUGGGGGUAGUUUCAGCUCAGUCCCAACCCUCUGAGAAGGUCUGGGGUGUAUAUGCAUUCACGGUCAAUGGAGACAGCAAGCCCAGCGUCAUCAGCAGCUCCAAGCCAUUGACUGACUAUGGAGCAAACGAACUUGUUACGGCGGCAUCAGCCUUCCGUUCUCGAUACAUCUCGAAAUCGGGAAUCUCCGAGACUGGGAUCCAGGGCAUAUCUCCCAUCAUAUUGGACUCAAAUGAUGUGAAUGUGCUUUCCACAACCGAUCAAAAUGUCAUUGGGUCCGCGCAGGCCUUCAUGCAGGGACUUUAUCCACCUCUCGGGGCCAUGAAUGUAUCGAGUACGCAGAAAGUGAAUGGCUCUUUCGAAUUGGCACCAUUGGACGGAUAUCAAUACCCCCAAAUCAUCACGCUCGGUGACGCCGACCCUUCAUCUAUCAUGGUCGAAGGCCAAGCCAAGUGUAACAUGUACCAGGCUGCCGAGAGUGUCUACCGAAGCAGCAACGAGGCCGAGCAAAUGGCGCGCGACACGGAUACUUUCUACCGGAUGAUUUGGAGCCUAGGAAUGUCUGGUGUCUACGAUGAAUCCUUUGCGACUUGGACUAACGCUGUUCCGAUUUCUGAGUACUUGGACUAUGAGCUGUUACAUAACGAAUCGUUCAUGCAGAGCAUGACCGACGCUCAAAUCAUUCGCGCUCGCUGGCUGGCGGACCACUACCUAUGGAACACAAACAGUCAACAGUCAUCAUCCAGUGGGUCUAUGAUCAGAUCAAUCAGCCCAAUUGCAGGACAGACACUGGCAUCGAGUAUCAUUCAAGCCUUUGAUAUGAAUAUCCAGCAAAAGGGUACCCGGCAAAAGAUGACCUUGAUGUUUGGUGGCGAUGAGCCAGUCGUGGCAUUGUCUUCUUUGUUAGGGCUCGCAAGUGACCGUCAACCGAGCUUUUUCUCACGGCUCGUUCGCGGCGGGUCAUUUGUGUUUGAGCUGUACAGUCUGGAGACAAGCGGUGAUUUGUACCCAUCGUAUCCACAAGCAAGCAAUUUGCACGUUCGGUUCAUGCUCCACAAUGGAACAGAAAACGCCACCUCAUUCGAGCCAUACACCAUGUUUGGACACAGCCCUAGCCAGGCUUCCAUCCCAUAUUCUGAAUUCCGCUCCGAGCUGGAGACGUUUGCGGUGAGUUCCAUUCGGGAAUGGUGUGUUCAGUGCAACGCGGAGUCGUUAUUCUGUACGGGUGCGCUGGGUGAAGGCAAUUCCACUCCAGAGAAGAAGAGAAUGGCUCCCGCGGUGGCAGGCGUGAUUGGUGCCGUGGUCACGCUCGCUGUUGUCUCUAUCACCGCCGUGAUUGGAUUCUUCUUGUGUGGUGCGUGUCCGACCAAGUCUCGAAAAGGGAGUGCGAGAAGCAGUCUAGGAGGAUUCAAGGGACCUGGAAAGCUUGCCAGUGACACAGACGUUUCAUUCCGUAACCCGAUCUGGAGUGCUUCCAAACCUGACACUGCUGAUCCAUCUGAUGGGAUUCAAGCCGGGGUUGUUGUGCAAGGCCAUGAACGUCACGGCAGCUGGGAAAUGGGUGAGGGGAAGAAGGAGACCGAGACAGUUCAAUCGGAUGGAGCCAGGGGAUCGCCAUUUGGAGACGAGCAUGAGGACUGGCGGAUUCACAGUGGAUUGCAGCCAGUCAAGAUCCGAGAGAGUGUGUAG